Messenger RNA from Necator americanus (New World hookworm), 399 nucleotides. RefSeq lists its product as uncharacterized. Bases 1 to 399 code for a protein of 132 amino acids. The record is from RefSeq and is a predicted model, not a curated record. The transcript is spliced from 3 exons. NCBI's taxonomy places the organism in Eukaryota, Metazoa, Nematoda, Chromadorea, Rhabditida, Ancylostomatidae.
AUGAGCAAUGCAGUGCGAGCAAGCUUACGACAGGCGGGUCUGCAAGACUCAGUCAGAGUAGUGGACAUACCACCUGAAAACCUGAAGCAGCAGCUAGUCCGCAAUCGCGCAUAUGACAGACUUUGUGAGACACCUAAUUGCAUUGUUCGUCCGAACGGGAGGCAGGGUGCUCAUCGCACACAGUGUCAUGACAACACCCCUUUCAAGAUAGCUGUCACUAUCUUAGCACGCGAAUCAGACGUUCUAGCGCGAAAAACAUUGGAAGCGUUUUAUAUCACGGCCAAAAGUCCUAUCAUGAAUCGUAAAGAAGAAUGCAUCGCUGUGACCAGCUCUGAAGAAGGCGACGACGCCGAAACGCUACCCAGAAUAAAGAUCAAUAACAAUCUUGGUUCUGCUUAA